AUGUGCACUGGUACAAGUCUCCGCGAGGAACUCCUGAAGCUUGCCGAUAGGCGCAUCGGAGCAUGCCAAAUACCGCAUCAGGGCCCACCACUUGUCCAGAGCACGCUCAUAUCCUUCGGCUGCUUCACGCGGGCCACUGGCACGGGACGCCGCUCCAGGGGCUGGUCGUUCUGUGAUCACGAUCCAAAGUCAAUGUCCGGUCUUACUGCGGGUGAUAGCACGACGCUGAUCUCCUUGGGACGGAUCCCGGUAGCCAAUCCUUCGCCUGCUCCACGCGGUGAGCGUCUCAUCACAAUCUCUGUGCAUGGCCACUGGCACGCGGCGGCUGCUGUGUUUCGUGUGCACAUACGGAUAACGAUUAAGGUCUGGCCGAACACACUGCAUGACCGCCAGAACAUCGUACUUUCGGAGCACCGGCAUUGUACACAUGCUCCCCCGUUCCUUGUCCGGAUCACUACGCCAGAGUCUGCAUCGAUCUAUCUCACGUCUGGUGCCGGAUCCCCGCAGACGCCCCUCCAGGAGCUGAACCACGCUGAUCUCCCUGGGACGGAUCCCGGUAGGAGCGGCAUGGAAUCUCGGAGCCUUUUCCAGCCCGCAAAAAAGCCCGAGGCACAUACACUCGGCAGGGCCCCCUUUCGUGCCAUCGGAGUCGCGAACGCCUGCAUGCGUGUAAGCCGGAGAAAUGUGACGCUCCAGGGAGGGGCGGGAAAUACAAAUACGCCGCACGGGUACAAGGUGACGGUCCGGCCAGCAGCUAUUGAUCUGCUUGAGAAGCAUGCUGCUGCCGGCAUCCGCGGGUCUUGUGCGGACGUGCUGUGCGCGCAGGAACGCAUCAAGAACCGUACUGAAGACUUACUACGGCGCGGCCCGAUCGGGUUCUCGCCGCCACAAAUGAAGCAAGCAUUCAGCUCGAUCGCUCCACCAACACUUGCGCAUGGAUACGUCGUUCGCGGCAAGGGCGACUUUGAGCCUGCAAGGGAUUGCUCUCGACCAUUGUCCAUUCAGACAAUAGCUUUGUAUUCGAGCAGGGUGAAAGAUCGAGCUUGCAUCCAAGAAUUGAAUACGUUCUCUGCAGAGCAACCACGUCUUACCGGAAGCUAUAUCUGUUCGCCAACGGGUGGGUAUGCGACCUUCCGGGAAGGUGCUGGACCGGGACCGGUUCAACAGCAUUCCCGCACCUCGGGAAGACGAGACUGUCAGCUGUCGUUCGAACUCAGAGCGGGAAGCCAUCGCAGUACCGCACUAGCUGCAUCCUCGGGGAAGGUCACAGGUCGGCGGCUGAUGCUAAGAGCGGAAGGGAUAUCGCUGAACACCGCAUAUCCUGUGUGCCGUUUCAGCUUCCAUGUGGAGCAAUGCUCCGUCAGCAAUGGGAAGACAACGAAAGCGCAUGCGCGGUUUACGCGCUACGGGCAGAGUCCACAUAUGUAUGCUCUGUCGAUGGUUGAUGCAAAGCACAUAUUUCAUGGCUGAGUCCGCUACGCACUUAAGCGG
Molecule: messenger RNA, 1491 nt
Organism: Laetiporus sulphureus 93-53
Lineage: Eukaryota; Fungi; Basidiomycota; Agaricomycetes; Polyporales; Laetiporaceae
Exons: 12
Coding region: 1-1470 (489 amino acids)
Source: RefSeq, a predicted model, not a curated record